Coregonus sp. 'balchen' is the source of this 9012-nucleotide messenger RNA. The record is from the annotation of a GenBank genome assembly. Lineage: Eukaryota; Metazoa; Chordata; Actinopteri; Salmoniformes; Salmonidae.
AUGGUAGCUUGGGAUCGCCACGACAACACAGUCAUCACCGCCGCCAACAACCUGACGCUCAAAGUCUGGAACUCCACCACCGGAAACCUCAUCCACAUACUGAUGGUAUAUACACACACACACACACACAGACACACACAGACACACACAGACACACACAGACACACACACACACACACACACACACACACACACACACACACACACACACACACACACCACACACACACACACACACACACACACACAGACACACACAGACACACACACCCACACACACACACACACACACACACACCACACACACACACACACACACACACACCACACACACACACACACACACACACACACACACACACACACACACACACACACACACACACACACACACACACAACACACACACACACACACACCACACACACACACACACACACACCACACACACACACAACACACACACACACACACACACAGAGACACACACACACAGACACACACACACACACACACACACAGACACACACAGACAGACACACACACACACAGACAGACAGACAGACAGACAGACAGACAGACAGACAGACAGACAGACACACAUACACAUACACAUACACAUACACAUACACAUAGACAGACAGACAGACACUGAUUUGAUGGAUUAAUUGAUUGAUUGAUUGAUCCCAGGGUCAUGAGGACGAGGUGUUUGUCCUGGAGCCACACCCCUUUGACCCCCGCAUCCUUUUCAGCGCCGGGCAUGAUGGGAAUGCCAUCGUCUGGGACCUGGCCAGGGGGGUCAAGAUACGAUCCUACUUCAACAUGGUGAGACGGGGGGCAGGGGGGGUGGGGUGGGGCAGGGGUGCAGGUGGGGUGGGGUGGGGCAGGGGGUUUGGGGUGGGGCAGGGGGGCAGGUGGGGUGGGGGGGCAUGUGUGUGUGUAUUUAUGAUGGUUCAGGGUAGGGGUGUGUAUUUAUGAUGGUUCAGGGUAGGGGUGUGUAUUUAUGAUGGUUCAGGGUAGGGGUGUGUAUUUAUGAUGGUUCAGGGUAGGGGUGUGUAUUUAUGAUGGUUCAGGGUAGGGGUGUGUAUUUAUGAUGGUUCAGGGUAGGGGUGUGUAUUUAUGAAGGUUCAGGGUAGGGGUGUGUAUUUAUGAUGGUUCAGGGUAGGGGUGUGUAUUUAUGAUGGUUCAGGGUAGGGGUGUGUAUUUAUGAUGGUUCAGGGUAGGGGUGUGUAUUUAUGAUGGUUCAGGGUAGGGGGGUGUAUUUAUGAUGGUUCAGGGUAGGGGUGUGUAUUUAUGAUGGUUCAGGGUAGGGGUGUGUAUUUAUGAUGGUUCAGGGUAGGGGUGUGUAUUUAUGAUGGUUCAGGGUAGGGGUGUGUGUUUAUGAUGGUUCAGGGUGUGUAUUUAUGAUGGUUCAGGGUAGGGUGUGUUAUUUUGUAUGUGUUUAGUCAGGGUAGGGGUGUGUAUUUAUGAUGGUUCAGGGUGGUCAGUAGGGGUGUGUAUUUAUGAUGGUUCAGGGUAGGGGUGUGUAUUUAUGAUGGUUCAGGGUAGGGGUGUGUAUUUAUGAUGGUUCAGGGUAGGGUGUGUGAUUUAUGAUGGUUCAGGGUAGGGGUGUGUAUUUAUGAUGGUUCAGGGUAGGGGUGUGUAUUUAUGAUGGUUCAGGGUAGGGGUGUGUGUAUUUAUGAUGGUUCAGGGUAGGGGUGUGUAUUUAUGAUGGUUCAGGGUAGGGGGUUUGUAUUUAUUGAUGGUUCAGGGUAGGGGUGUGUAUUUAUGAUGGUUCAGGGUAGGGGUGUGUAUUUAUGAUGGUUCAGGGUAGGGGUGUGUAUUUAUGAUGGUUCAGGGUAGGGUGUGUUGUGUUAGGGUGUAUUAUGAUGGUUCAGGGUAGGGGGUGUGUAUUUAUGAUGGGUUCAGGGUAGGGGUGUGUAUUUAUGAUGGUUCAGGGUAGGGGUGUGUAUUUAUGAUGGUUCAGGGUAGGGGUGUGUAUUUAUGAUGGUUCAGGGUAGGGGUGUGUAUUUAUGAUGGUUCAGGGUAGGGGUGUGUAUUUAUGAUGGUUCAGGGUAGGGGUGUGUAUUUAUGAUGGUUCAGGGUAGGGGUGUGUAUUUAUGAUGGUUCAGGGUAGGGGUGUGUGUAUUAUGAUGGUUCAGGGUAGGGUGUGUAUUUAUGAUGGUUCAGGGUAGGGGUGUUGUAUUAUGAUGGUUCAGGGUAGGGGUGUGUAUUUAUGAUGGUUCAGGGUAGGGGUGUUAUUUAUGAUGUUCAGGGUAGGGGUGUGUAUUUAUGAUGGUUCAGGGUAGGGUGUGUAUUUAUGAUGGGUUCAGGGUAGGGGUGUGUAUUAUGAUGGUUCAGGGUAGGGGUGUGUAUUUAUGAUGGUUCAGGGUAGGGGUGUGUAUUUAUGAUGGUUCAGGGUAGGGGUGUGUAUUUAUGAUGGUUCAGGGUAGGGGUGUGUAUUUAUGAUGGUUCAGGGUAGGGGUGUGUAUUUAUGAUGGUUCAGGGUAGGGGUGUGUAUUUGAUGCAGGUAGGGGUUUAGGUAGGGUGGUGUGUAUUUAUGAUGGUUCAGGGUAGGGGUGUGUAUUUAUGAUGGUUCAGGGUAGGGGUGUGUAUUUAUGAUGGUUCAGGGUAGGGGUGUGUAUUUUGAUGGUUCAGGGUAGGGUGUGUGUAUUUAUGAUGGUUCAGGGUAGGGGUGUGUAUUUAUGAUGGUUCAGGGUAGGGGUGUGUAUUUAUGAUGGUUCAGGGUAGGGGUGUGUAUUUAUGAUGGUUCAGGGUAGGGGUGUGUAUUUAUGAUGGUUCAGGGUAGGGGUGUGUAUUUAUGAUGGUUCAGGGUAGGGGUGUGUAUUUAUGAUGGUUCAGGGUAGGGGUGUGUAUUUAUGAUGGUUCAGGGUAGGGGUGUGUAUUUAUGAUGGUUCAGGGUAGGGGUGUGUAUUUAUGAUGGUUCAGGGUAUGGGUGUGUAUUUAUGAUGGUUCAGGGUAGGGGUGGUAUUUAUGAUGGUUCAGGGUAGGGGUGUGUAUUUAUGAUGGUUCAGGGUAGGGGUGUGUAUUUAUGAUGGUUCAGGGUAGGGUGUGUAUUUAUGAUGGUUCAGGGUAGGGGUGUGUAUUUAUGAUGGUUCAGGGUAGGGUGUGUAUUUAUGAUGGUUCAGGGUAGGGGUGUGUAUUUAUGAUGGUUCAGGGUAGGGGUGUGUAUUUAUGAUGGUUCAGGGUAGGGGUGUGUAUUUAUGAGGUUCAGGGUAGGGGUGUGUAUUUAUGAUGGUUCAGGGUAGGGGUGUGUAUUUAUGAUGGUUCAGGGUAGGGGUGUGUAUUUAUGAGGUUCAGGGUAGGGGUGUGUAUUUAUGAUGGUUCAGGGUAGGGGUGUGUAUUUAUGAUGGUUCAGGGUAGGGGUGUGUAUUUAUGAUGGUUCAGGGUAGGGGUGUGUAUUUAUGAUGGUUCAGGGUAGGGGUGUGUAUUUAUGAUGGUUCAGGGUAGGGGUGUGUAUUUAUGAUGUUUCAGGGUAGGGGUGUGUAUUUAUGAUGGUUCAGGGUAGGGGUGUGUAUUUAUGAUGGUUCAGGGUAGGGGUGUGUAUUUAUGAUGGUUCAGGGUAGGGGUGUGUAUUUAUGAUGGUUCAGGGUAGGGGUGUGUAUUUAUGAUGGUUCAGGGUAGGGGUGUGUAUUUAUGAUGGUUCAGGGUAGGGGUGUGUAUUUAUGAUGGUUCAGGGUAGGGGUGUGUAUUUAUGAUGGUUCAGGGUAGGGGUGUGUAUUUAUGAUGGUUCAGGGUAGGGGUGUGUAUUUAUGAUGGUUCAGGGUAGGGGUGUGUUAUUUGAUGAUGGUUCAGGGUAGGGGUGUGUAUUUAUGAUGGUUCAGGGUAGGGUGUGUAUUUAUGAUGUGUUCAGGGUAGGGGUGUGUAUUUAUGAUGGUUCAGGGUAGGGGUGUGUAUUUAUGAUGGUUCAGGGUAGGGGUGUGUAUUUAUGAUGGUUCAGGGUAGGGGUGUGUAUUUAUGAUGGUUCAGGGUAGGGGUGUGUAUUUAUGAUGGUUUCAGGUGUAGGGGGUGGGUAUUUAUGAUGGUUAAUGGGUAGGGGGGUGAUUUAUGAUGGUCAGGGUGGGGUGGUAUUUAUGAUGGUUCAGGGUAGGGGGGUGUAUUUAUGAUGGUUCAGGGUAGGGGUGGUAUUUUAUGAUGGUUCAUUGGUUAGGGGGGGUGUAUUUAUUGUAUGGUUUCAGGGUAGGGGUGUGCCGAUCUCGUCAUACUGUAUCCGUUUAAUCACACUUGAUACUUGUAAUCAGACUUAUUCAGGAUCGGAAAACCCGGAAGUGCGCUUUAAAUACCGAUAAAGCCUAUACCUCAAGGUCCCAUUACUGCUCCAUCACUCAGAGGGCAUCGUUAUGGUCCUUCACUAACAUUACUGCUCCAUCACUCAGAGGGCAUCGUUAUGGUCCUUCACUAACAUUACUGCUCCAUCACUCAGAGUGCAUCGUUAUGGUCCUUCACUAACAUUACUGCUCCAUCACUCAGAGGGCAUUAUUAUGGUCCUUCACUAACAUUACUGCUCUAUCACUCAGAGGGCAUCGUUAUGGUCCUUCACUAACAUUACUGCUCCAUCACUCAGAGGGCAUCGUUAUGGUCCUUCACUAACAUUACUGCUCCAUCACUCAGAGGGCAUCGUUAUGGUACUUCACUAACAUUACUGCUCCAUCACUCAGAGGGCAUCGUUAUGGUCCUUCACUAACAUUACUGCUCCAUCACUCAGAGGGCAUCGUUAUGGUCCUUCACUAACAUUACUGCUCCAUCACUCAGAGGGCAUCGUUAUGGUCCUUCACUAACAUUACUGCUCCAUCACUCAGAGGGCAUCGUUAUGGUCCUUCACUAACAUUACUGCUCCAUCACUCAGAGGGCAUCGUUAUGGUACUUCACUAACAUUACUGCUCCAUCACUCAGAGGGCAUCGUUAUGGUCCUUCACUCAUUCACAUACAUUGUUUAAAGGUAAAUGACAGUCACUGGUGAAAAUGCACCUGAUUUACUAUUGAAUGCUGAAGGAAAUGGUUUAAUAAAUAGCCUAGUGCAUAGUUGGCUACUACUGCCCCAUGUAUCGUUUCUCUUUCAGGAGGAGCUCAACUUUUCUAUCCCAACACUUAUGCCACAGCAUUUCUACAAUCAAAAUAAACUAUCUACAAAUGGGAGACUUGUGCCCCGACACAGUGACUGUAACAGAGCCGUGUGUCUGUCUGGGGAAAUGAGAGCAGAGGGGGAGUGGCUUGUUAUAAUCCAAUCGUUGCAGCAAGCUCAACUGAUACCCCGCCUGUUUUCUUUACAGACAGAAGAACUAGCCAAUAGUUGUUUGGAGCACACAGCUCUUCAUAAUGUUUGAGUGAAAGAGAGAUGCGUUCUGGCAGCUGAAAAUUACUUUUUUCCGAUAACAGACAAUUACAAAAAAUACUUCUCAUAAUCGUAUUCGGAAAAUUCUCCUUAUCCGUUACGAUACUUGUUUUGUCCGAGUCCUCGGCACAUCCCUAGUUCAGGGACACUAAAGGGCCUUCACUCUGUUGUUGUUUACUUCCUGUCUUUGUCUCUAUGGUUACCAGGGACUCAGGACUUUUGAUGUGUUUAUAAAUAUCUGACUGGAAGGAGCUCAGAGCUCAGAGGCCUCCUCAGUUCCAUCCUCAUUAGGAGAACUGUUAGUCCUCCUCAGUUCCAUCCUCAUUAGGAGAACUGUUAGUCCUCCUCAGUUCCAUCCUCAUUAGGAGAACUGUUAGUCCUCCUCAGUUCCAUCCUCAUUAGGAGAACUGUUCGUCCUCCUCAGUUCCAUCCUCAUUAGGAGAACUGUUAGUCCUCCUCAGUUCCAUCCUCAUUAGGAGAACUGUUAGUCCUCCUCAGUUCCAUCCUCAUUAGGAGAACUGUUAGUCCUCCUCAGUUCCAUCCUCAUUAGGAGAACUGUUAGUCCUCCUCAGUUCCAUCCUCAUUAGGAGAACUGUUAGUCCUCCUCAGUUCCAUCCUCAUUAGGAGAACUGUUCGUCCUCCUCAGUUCCAUCCUCAUUAGGAGAACUGUUAGUCCUCCUCAGUUCCAUCCUCAUUAGGAGAACUGUUAGUCCUCCUCAGUUCCAUCCUCAUUAGGAGAACUGUUAGUCCUCCUCAGUUCCAUCCUCAUUAGGAGAACUGUUAGUCCUCCUCAGUUCCAUCCUCAUUAGGAGAACUGUUCGUCCUCCUCAGUUCCAUCCUCAUUAGGAGAACUGUUAGUCCUCCUCAGUUCCAUCCUCAUUAGGAGAACUGUUCGUCCUCCUCAGUUCCAUCCUCAUUAGGAGAACUGUUAGUCCUCCUCAGUUCCAUCCUCAUUAGGAGAACUGUUAGUCCUCCUCAGUUCCAUCCUCAUUAGGAGAACUGUUAGUCCUCCUCAGUUCCAUCCUCAUUAGGAGAACUGUUAGUCCUCCUCAGUUCCAUCCUCAUUAGGAGAACUGUUAGUCCUCCUCAGUUCCAUCCUCAUUAGGAGAACUGUUCGUCCUCCUCAGUUCCAUCCUCAUUAGGAGAACUGUUCGUCCUCCUCAGUUCCAUCCUCAUUAGGAGAACUGUUAGUCCUCCUCAGUUCCAUCCUCAUUAGGAGAACUGUUAGUCCUCCUCAGUUCCAUCCUCAUUAGGAGAACUGUUAGUCCUCCUCAGUUCCAUCCUCAUUAGGAGAACUGUUCGUCCUCCUCAGUUCCAUCCUCAUUAGGAGAACUGUUAGUCCUCCUCAGUUCCAUCCUCAUUAGGAGAACUGUUAGUCCUCCUCAGUUCCAUCCUCAUUAGGAGAACUGUUAGUCAUCCUCAGUUCCAUCCUCAUUAGGAGAACUGUUAGGCCUCCUCAGUUCCAUCCUCAUUAGGAGAACUGUUUGGAUGCAGUAAUAACCAGUGGUGUAGUGGAGGGUAAACGCACGAGGCUUACCUAAGAAGGAAAAAUGCAUUGAAAAUAAAGGAAGCUUUGCUUUAUUCACUGCGAAUGGUGAUCAGCGUUUACCCACCAAUGGUAACAACUCUCCAUUAUCCCUGUCUCCAGAUUAUAGUAGUUAUAUGAUUCUAUGUGAUGUCUCCAGAUUGAGGGCCAAGGCCAUGGGGUGAUGUUUGACUGGAGUAGUUAUAUGAUUAUCCAUUAUCCCUGUCUCCAGAUUGAGGGCCAAGGCCAUGGGGCGGUGUUUGACUGUAAGUGUAGUCCUGAUGGACAGCACUUUGCUGCUACAGACUCACAUGGUCACCUGCUCAUCUUCGGCUUCGGAUCCAGCAGCAAGUACGACAAGGUACACACUACGAGGCUACUACUACUACAAUACUAUACUACUACUACUACUACUACUACUACAAUACUAUACUAAUACUACUACUACAAUACUAUACUACUACUACUACUACUACUACUACUAAACUACUACUAUAUUACGAUACUACUACUACUAUACUACGACUACUGACUACACACUACUACUACUACACAUACUACUACUACUAUAAUACUACUACUACUACACAUAACUACUACUACUAUAUACUAUACUACACUACUCACUACAUACUACUACUACACACACUACUACUACUACACUACGAUACUACUACUACUAACUACUACUACACUACUACUAUAACAUACAUACUACUACUACUAAUACUACUAUACUACUACUACACUACUAUACUACUACUACUACUACUACUACUACAAUACUCUACUACUACUACUACUACUACAAUACUAUACUACUACUACUACUACUACUACUACUACUACGAUACUACACUACUUUGACUACUGCUUUACUACUUUUACUACUACGGUACUACACUACUACUACGAUACUAUACUAUGAUACUAUACUACUAUGAUACUCUAAUACUACUACUACCACUACUACUAUGAUACUAUACUACUAUGAUACUACUACUAUUACUACUACUACCACUACUACUAUGAUACUAUACUACUAUGAUACUACUAUUACUACUAUGAUACUAUAAUACUUAUACUACGACACUACUAUACUACUUUUCUACUACAUACUACUGCUACGAUACUAUGCUCCAAUACUACAACUACGAUACUACUACUACUACUUUUGCUACUGUACUACAAUGAUACUACUACUACAUAUACCUCAAUACUAUACUACUACUACUACUGCUAUGAAACUAUACUACUAAUACUACUACUACUACAGCUACUGCGAUACAAUACCAGUUCUACAACUACUAUGAUACUAUACUACUAUACUACUACUACUACUACUAGUAGUAUGAUACUACUACUACUACUACUACUACUACUACUACUACUACUACUACUACUACUACUACUACUACUACUACUACUACUAAUAAUAAUAAUAAUACUGCUACUACUAAUACUGCUACUACUAAUACUGCUACUACUACUUUGAUACUAUACCACUACCACUAUGAUACUAUACUACUACUACUAUGGCUACUACUACUAUACUACAACUACUAUGAAUACUACAAUACACUACUACUACUACUACUACUAGUACCACUAUGAUACUACUACUACUACUACUACUACUACUACUACUACUACAGUACUGUGCUUCUAAUACUAUACUACUACUGUUACUACUACUAUGAUACUAUACUAUUAUGAUACUACUACUACACUGUUACGGUACUACUGCGAUACUACUACUACUACUACUACUACUACUACUACUACUACAGUACUGUGAUUCUACUACUAUACUACUACUGUUACUAGUACUAUGAUACUAUACUAAUUCUACUACUACUAUUAUAGUACUACUCUACAACCUAUUGUGCAACUACUCAACAACAUCUUUCUCUCUCCCUCCCUCUCCCAGAUAGCGGACCAGAUGUUCUUCCAUACUGACUACCGGCCGUUGAUCCGGGAUGUUAAUAACUACGUGUUAGACGAACAGACCCAGCAGGCACCUCACCUUAUGCCCCCUCCCUUCCUGGUGGACGUAGACGGGAACCCCCACCCCCCUCCAUACCAACGCCUCGUACCCGGACGAGAGAGCUGCAGAGACCAGCAGCUCAUACCACAGAUGGGAGUCACCUCCUCA